Hipposideros armiger (great roundleaf bat) is the source of this 2374-nucleotide messenger RNA. RefSeq names its product MAP3K7 C-terminal like (gene MAP3K7CL). The transcript has 9 exons. Gene Ontology annotation, cellular component: nucleus; cytosol. The record is from RefSeq and is a predicted model, not a curated record. The coding region runs from base 974 to 1402 and encodes 142 amino acids. NCBI's taxonomy places the organism in Eukaryota, Metazoa, Chordata, Mammalia, Chiroptera, Hipposideridae.
GCGCCAUCAGUCUUCGAGCCUACGCACGCGCAGGCGGCCCAGGCAGUUGAGGCAGCUCCCGACUGUCCCCAGGGUCGAGACUCCGGGGUUGGAACGUUAGACUUUUGCCAUUUCUGACCUGGAAGCCACGCCUCCCUCCUAAUAUUAAUUUCCAGGUGACUGCUCUGGGCCAAGCACUACUUCUCAGUUCUGGGGAAAACAUCAGCGAGAUAGAGCUCUAGUUCCUGGCCUCAUGGAACCUGGAGUCUCGUGUUGAAGACAAGCAUCAAAGAGGCAACAAUCAUAACGCAGGCUUUACUCUUUGCUUUGUGAUCCUUCAGUGUAUUAUCCGGACAAGCAGGUUUGAAAGGAAUGACGACAUUGAUGCAAGGAAGCAGCACAAAGAGCCUUCUCGGGGGACAUGGCGAAUCUUACCAGGGACUUGACAGGCGUCUGCAGCAAAGGGAGAGGCCACUCAGGAGACCAGACCACACCCUUUGCCAACUGGGCGUCCACCACACCUGUUGAUGUCAUCUUUGAUAUCAUGAGGAUGCAGCCACUGACAUUGCAGCCCAUGUGCUGGGGAGUCUGGGAUUACUUUAAUGAUGCUGGAAAAGUCUCUGGAUAAGGAUCUAUGCUGAAUCUGUCAGGUGCUUUUGAUGAUAUCAUAAAAGAAGCAUGACAACAUCCUGGCUGUCGGAGAGGCAAGGAGAGAAGAGAGGGGUUGUAGCGGGCAGCGGAACAGGGAGGCCCCGUGGGACGCCGGGUCUGGGGGAGAGACAGCAGGUAGCAGCGAGCCACCCUGGCAGCUGUCAGAGCGCCUCAGCUUGUCAGUGGCUGCUAUGCAGCAGGUGCAGCCUGCUCUCUUACUAAGUCUCCACUCCACAAAGGCAGCGACUGGCCAAGGCAGCGGCUGGCCCUGGAUUACACAAGUGCAGACACUCAACUAAGUGAGCUGGAAGACCCAGGGGAAGGCCGCGGCUCAGGCGCCCACAUGGUCAGCACAGCCAGGGUGCCUGCGGAUAAGCCAGUGCGCAUUGCCUUCAGCCUUGAUAAUGCCUCAGAUGAUACACCUCCUGAAGACUCCAUUCCUCUGGCCUUCCCAGAAUUAGACCAGCAGCUACAGCCUCUGCCGCCUUGUCAUGGCUCCCUGGAAUCCAUGCAGGUCUUCAAACAGCACUGCCAAAUAGCGGAAGAAUACCAUGAGGUCAAAAAGGAAAUCGCUCUGCUUGAGGAACGCAAAAAGGAGCUCAUUGCCAAGCUGGAUCAGGCGGAAAAGGAGACGGCGGACGCCGCGCAGCUGGCCCGGGAAUUCGAGGCCCUGACGGAAGAGAACCGGUCCCUGAAGUUGGCCCAGUCACAAUGUGUAGAGCAACUGGAGAAGCUUAGAAUCCAGUAUCAGAAGAGACAGGGCUCGUCCUAACUUCACAUUAUUCAAUGCGAGCGUAAGACGUUGGUGACUGCUAUGUGCUGGCCAAAAGAUUUUUAUUUUGUAGGGACAGUGAAUAAAAGAGAUCACUUCUCUUUAUUACCCACAUGGCAAACAUCUGUAAUGAGUUUAGUGCCUGCUAGAUCUAGUUUGAGAGUAGGGAUAUUUUAUUUUAAAUAAGAUAAUUAAAGCCAACCUAUUACCAGGAUGUUUUCAGAGAUCAUCAUUCAUUUCCAAAGGUUUUUUUUUUUUUCUUAUUUAGGAAGACAUGAUCAUACUGUACAUCAGGGUAGAAAAUGAUAAAAAUAGAAUAUUGACUGACGUCGCUAAGAAUCAUAAACAAAAUUAAGCCGUGAAACAAACCAGUAAGAUGCUCACUGCAGUUCCACAUCUGUGCAUUUUUAAAUUUCACGUCUUUGCUAUUUCAACUGCGUUCAAAUCUGAACCGUCAGAAACUUCUCCUCAUAUAUUUAUGUUCACCAGAGUUAGAUUUAAUCCCCCAGUGACUGACUGUACUAAGAAUAAAUGGUCAUAUAUCAUAAAGCAUUCUCAUGAAAGUAUUAGCAGAAAGCAUGUUUGUGCCAAAAACACAUUUGCCAGUGCAAACUUGCUGUUGUAAUAAAAAGCAGAUAAGGCCACAUUUUCUUCACGCCACGUUACUUCCCAGUAAACAGCUCCGCCUUUGCUUGUGUGUGUUCUGGGGCAUGGGGAAAAUGGAAUAGAAUUGUUUAGACAUUACUUUGGUGAGUUUCUAUGAAAACAUCAGUAAAAUUAUAACUCUGACUUUGUUUUGGAUUUAAGGAGAUGUUUCGGAUUAGUAAUAACUACGAGAAAUGUAUGACUAAAUUCAGGAUUAAAAUGAGUUCCCCCUUGUUCUUCCUAUCAUUAUAUUUCCCCGAAUUGAUCUCUUUGUUUUAUGUCCAUUUCUAUUCAUGUAACUUCUUUUUCAUUAAACGUGGAUCAAAA